AUGGGACUUUUAUUCUUUAUGGCAUGCAUAGCUGUUUCUGACACAAGGUGGCUUAAGUGGGCAAAUAAUCCCUCUGACAUGAGAAGCACCUAAUUAAGGAAAAAUAAUAGUUUAAAAUUCUGAGAUUGCAAUUGUGGUUGGAACGAAAACCAGCAUACACAGUGUGCCCCCAGGACCAGGGUUGAAAACCACUGCCCUAUGACUUCAUUAUAGUGGACUUUUUUAAAUACGGAGUAUUACAUAUUUUUGCAUACAGUUUAUUUCUGUAUUGCUGUACAAUCCCAAUAAAUUCCCGGGUAGCCUAUAUUUGAGCCAGUCUAACAGUUUCGCUGGUUUCACAGUUGCUAAAACACAAUUGUUAAAAAAAAAACAAAAACAAAGAAUCAAACAAAUAAUAACCUAAUUCGUUUAAAAAUGAACAAAUUGUGUUUAAUGUUAUGAACGUUUAUGUAGGGUAAAUAUUCGCUUAACAUGCGCAAACCUUUCUCUAAAGUAAUGCACGUAGCAUUGUUCCAGCGACAACAGAGACGUAUUCAGGCGUAGCUACUUUGCGAACGUCUAAAAUGUCGGCUGCAAAGCAGUCCGGCGCCGCGAAGUUGCCCAUCGUGUUUCUGCUGUUCUCGGGGCUGGAUUUUACCCUCGGAGUGGGCGAGAGGGCCUGCCCGUCUCCGUGUACGUGUGUACGGGACCAAGUGGACUGCAGUCGGCUGAAGUUGGGGAAAGUCCCAGAAAAUCUCCCUCCGUGGAUCGUACAGUUGGAUCUGAGCCGCAACCGACUGCAGUCGCUCCGCAGCUCUCUGUUCACCGGACCGUGUGACCUCGGCGAAAUAAAGCUGAGCCACAACGAGCUGGACGCCGUGCCGGACCUGGGGCCUUGCUCUGCAAACGUCACUCUGCUCAGUUUGUGAGUGUGGCCCUUUUCCAGUGCUCUUCCC
Molecule: messenger RNA, 935 nt
Organism: Anguilla rostrata (American eel)
Lineage: Eukaryota; Metazoa; Chordata; Actinopteri; Anguilliformes; Anguillidae
Product: leucine-rich repeats and immunoglobulin-like domains protein 3
Exons: 4
Coding region: 564-908 (114 amino acids)
Cellular component (GO): extracellular matrix
Source: RefSeq, a predicted model, not a curated record